Molecule: messenger RNA, 1122 nt
Organism: Trichophyton benhamiae CBS 112371
Lineage: Eukaryota; Fungi; Ascomycota; Eurotiomycetes; Onygenales; Arthrodermataceae
Exons: 6
Coding region: 1-1122 (373 amino acids)
Biological process (GO): fatty acid biosynthetic process
Molecular function (GO): 3-oxoacyl-[acyl-carrier-protein] synthase activity
Source: RefSeq, a predicted model, not a curated record
AUGCGCCGUGUUGUUGUUACUGGAUUGGGUGCUGUAACUCCCCUUGGAGUAGGAAUAAGACAUACAUGGAAAAGGCUGCUAGACGGUCACAGUGGAAUUAUUUCUAUAAAAGACAGAGAUUCAAGAUUUGCUGAGCAGCCAUGCCAGGUUGCGGGUGUUGUUCCUAAGGGAUCUAAGACCCAAGGAGGAUGGGAUGCCUCUGAAUGGCUGACCCGAGAUGUAAGACUAUACUCUGAAUAUGCAAAUACCCAGAUAUCCUUUCUAAUAGAUAUGUACGCCCUGGCUGCUACUCAAGAAGCACUCGAAGAUGCAAACUGGAUGCCUACUACGGACGAGUCCAAAGAUAUGACGGGAUAUCGAAAAGUGUCACCACUUUUUGUUCCUAAGCUCCUUAUUAAUUUAGGUGCUGGGCAUAUAUCGAUGAAAUAUGGUUUCAUGGGUCCCAAUCAUUCGGUAUCAACAGCAUGUACGACAGGAGCGCAUUCUAUUGGUGAUGCUUCUCGUUUCAUUGCGCAUGGUGACGCUGAUGUCAUGGUUGCUGGAGGAGCCGAAUCAUGUAUACACCCACUAGCUAUAGGAAGCUUCGCACGGUGUCGGAGUCUUGCUACCGGCUUCAACGAUAAUCCAGACAGGGCAUCCCGCCCAUUUGACAGAGACAGGCAGGGCUUUGUCGUUGCAGAGGGUGCCGCGGUUGUUGUGCUAGAGGAACUUGAACAUGCAAUAUCUCGAAAUGCCCAUAUCUAUGCUGAGCUUAAAGGAUACGGAUGCUCAGCUGACGCAUACCAUAUCACUGCGCCACAUGAGACAGGUAGAGGUGCUUUCUCUGCAAUGAAGCGUGCCCUUAAAAAUGCUGGAGUGCCUCCGAGUAAAAUCGACUACAUCAACGCCCAUGGCACGUCGACUCCAAUUGGGGAUGCAGCCGAGAAUCUGGCAAUCAAGUCACUGUUUCUUGGGUCUGAAGGUAAAGCCAAAGCCUCGGAAAUAAACGUAAGCAGCACAAAGGGAGCUAUAGGGCACAUGCUGGGUGGAGCCGGGGCAAUAGAGGCUGCUUUCUCUAUUCUAGCUAUUGAUCAGGUACAAUAUUCUUGCUUCUUGAUUUUUGCUCCUAUACCUAACAUCUAG